Messenger RNA from Protopolystoma xenopodis, 276 nucleotides. NCBI's taxonomy places the organism in Eukaryota, Metazoa, Platyhelminthes, Monogenea, Polystomatidea, Polystomatidae. The record is from the annotation of a GenBank genome assembly.
AUGCUGACUUCGAUGCUGGGAAUGUACUACGUCAACGGUCCGACUUUGUGGCAUUUGUUACCCGAGCCGGACUUUCUCUACGAACGAUUGGAGAACUUGCAGAUUGGUACAUAUGCACCUAAUAUAUACACCAUAAAACAAGAAGCGCGUCUUAUAGAUGUAUUUCAAAUUUUCUUGGAACGACAUAUUUCUUGUCUACCGGUGGUGGAUGUGGACGGUGGCCUUGUCGAUAUUUACGCCAAAUUCGACGUAAUUGUGCCUCAGUCACCUCUUUAG